CUUUGCAAACAUCCUCACUCACCAACACAAGUCGAUUCUUGACAAUUCUGCGUCCAACCACGCCACAUACACAUAAACAGAUAAUACACAAGUGCCUUUCAACCUCUCCCACCCAACCCCCAUUUCAAUUUUCCCCUCAUCCACACGAUCUUUCCUAGACAACAAUGCCACCAGUCCGCUCUCGCAACAACCGCAAACCGCCACCCGCAGGAUUCGCUGACAUCGAAGACACACUGCUAGAAUAUGGCAACAAGAUGCGCGAUGCCGAGAACGCCUCACACGACGGCAAGAAGAAACACGAAGUUCUUUGGCCAAUAUUCCAGAUUUCACACGCCCGCAGCCGAUACGUCUACGACCUCUACUAUGAGCGCGAGGCAAUUUCCAAGACUCUCUACGACUGGCUACUGAAAAAUGGGUAUGCCGAUGCAAACUUGAUCGCAAAGUGGAAGAAACAAGGAUAUGAGAAAUUGUGCUGUCUGCGAUGUGUGCAGACGAAAGAGACGAAUUUUGCAGGGACGUGUAUUUGUCGCGUGCCGAAGGCGAGUUUGAAGAGAGAUGAGGGUGGUGAUCAAGGAGGCGGGGGUAUUCAAUGUGUCAAUUGCGGAUGCAGAGGAUGUGCUAGCAGUGAUUGAUUGGCUUGACUGAAGGAUUCUGGCUAACUCACCACCCACAACACACCUUUUUCAUAUCCUGGCUGAGAGUGAGACUCGAUGUUCAGCACCAAGACGGGAACGGGACAGAUUGAUUCGACCUCUCCAUCGAAGAUGGAAACGCCGCCUACAACAAUUAGCAUUGAUCAAUUUUCACGAUUUGACGACUUUCGAAGACAUGAUAUCAUGCAAUGAUUCCCCCAAGAAGAGCGCUUCCGUGCUUCCGCAAGAAACCUGCGAAUCUGACAGGGAUUCAAGUUGAGAAUUUGGGUCAUUGUCCACUGGUCCCUGAGUCUGCUUCAGGAAGAGGAGGGUACGAACAUGCGACCACGGACUGUCAAACAAUAUACCCACAGGCUCUAGUCGGUAUGACGACCAACCCAACUUUACGUCGUCAGGCGUUUUUCGGGCCUGGCUCGACUACAAGUGUACCUUCUGAGACACGGAGAACAAGAGAUGGCAUUGCUGUGGCUCCCUUUCAUGGAUGAACAUUAUUGAAGGCCCCUCGGACGCAGGGCUGGUUCUCAGAGCCUCGUCGACUUUGUUUGUCCUAUGGGCGAUUUCAACCGAUACGUCAUCCAAGUACUGCUGUCUCCUGAUGCCGUCGGAGAUAGCCAUGACUUGAGUUACCUUUGUCACAGGGUAAACUUAGUCGAAGAGAAUAGCAUCUCUUCAUUCCUAGCGAUUGACGAUAUGAUUAUGUACCACUGGUAAAUAAUCGACUAC
Molecule: messenger RNA, 1376 nt
Organism: Exophiala mesophila
Lineage: Eukaryota; Fungi; Ascomycota; Eurotiomycetes; Chaetothyriales; Herpotrichiellaceae
Exons: 1
Coding region: 165-632 (155 amino acids)
Biological process (GO): mRNA splicing, via spliceosome
Cellular component (GO): nucleus; spliceosomal complex
Source: RefSeq, a predicted model, not a curated record